Messenger RNA from Platichthys flesus (European flounder), 6118 nucleotides. Its product is annotated as protocadherin alpha-C2-like. The transcript is spliced from 5 exons. The record is from RefSeq and is a predicted model, not a curated record. Gene Ontology annotation, biological process: homophilic cell-cell adhesion. Gene Ontology annotation, cellular component: plasma membrane. Gene Ontology annotation, molecular function: calcium ion binding. Bases 217 to 3285 code for a protein of 1022 amino acids. Lineage: Eukaryota; Metazoa; Chordata; Actinopteri; Pleuronectiformes; Pleuronectidae.
UUAAAAACACCACACAGGCGGACAAAGGAAAACAUGGAGGCACAGGGGAAAAGUCCCUUAAAACAGGCACCGGGGAGAAGGCUCUGGUCCUCCCGCACAUAGCGUGAGCUACGUACGGACUAUUCCCUUGUUUUUAAUGAGGUGGGUGGGGACGCACAGUGAGCCGAAAAGGCGGAAAGAUUUCUCCAGCCCGUCUGCACAUUCCGGCCGCCUGCGAUGGCUGUGACAGCGCGAUGCAGUUACAGUGUAAAGGAGAACGUGCCCUUUUCUCUGUAUUUGUUUAUUUUCGUGGUCGGUGGCCUCACAAACGCACAGAUUCGAUACUCCAUCCCGGAGGAGCUGGAGAACGGGGCACUGGUCGGUGACAUCGUCCGGGAUCUGGGUCUGGACCUGAGAAAACUUUCCACCCGACGCAUACGAAUCACGACGGACAGCGGACGGAGGUAUUUCACCAUCAAUCACAAAACCGGAAAGCUGGUGGUGAGUGACCGCAUUGACCGAGAGACAGUUUGUGAAUUCAGUGGCACCUGUUCCCACAACCUGGAGGUGGUGUUGGAGAACCCGCUCGAGGUGCACAACGUGGAGGUGGAGAUCUUGGACGUGAACGACAACGCGCCGCAGUUCCCUCGAGACGAGUAUCAGCUCGAGGUGUCGGAGUCCGCUCUCACAGGGUCGCGGUUCCACAUCGAGGGAGCUCAGGACGCAGAUGACGGCUCAAACUCCGUGAAGCAGUACAGACUCAGCCCUAACGAGCACAUCACCCUGGACUCCAUUAAGCCCUUUUCCAAUAAUAAGCACAUCGAGCUCAUCCUGAAAAAACCCUUCGACCGCGAGCAGAUUCCCUCUCAUGAGCUAAUCCUGACAGCAGUGGAUGGAGGCACCCCACAGCGAACGGGCACGGCCAAAAUCAAUGUACGUGUCCUUGAUGCAAAUGACAACGUGCCUGUCUUUGACAACUCCGUGUACAAAGUUAAACUGUCUGAAAACUCUCCAAAGGGCGCACUGGUGAUCAAGCUGAAUGCAACAGACACCGAUGAAGGCUCCAAUGGGGACGUUUUCUACUCCUUCAGCAGUUACACACCUGAGAGAGUCAGACAGAUGUUUUCCAUGGACACAGACACAGGAGAAAUCCGAGUGAAAAACAAUAUAGACUAUGAGGAAACCAACUCCUAUGAAAUGUACAUACAGGCAAUGGACAAAGGGCCAGCUCCUGUGGCAGUGCAUUGCAAAGUAGUUGUAGAAGUUUUGGAUGUCAAUGAUAACAUUCCUGAGAUUGUGCUGUCCUCUCUCUCCAGCCCUGUGCGUGAAGACGCCCGGGCUGACACGGUUGUGGCAUUGAUCAGCGUGAAUGACCGGGACUCUGGACCAAACAAACAAGUGACCCUGGAUAUCAUGCCCAAUUUGCCAUUUAAGAUCAAGUCCUUCCGCAAUCACUAUACCAUUGUCACAUCCGCCUUCUUGGACAGGGAGACCAUCUCAUCCUACAAUGUCACCGUCAACGCUGUGGACGGAGGCAUCCCACCCCUGUCAUCCCAGAUGACCUUUAAGGUGCACGUGGCAGACGUGAAUGAUAAUCCACCUCGUUUUGAACAGACCUCAUACACUGUUUAUAUUACAGAGAACAACGCUCCCGAUGCAUCUCUAUGUGUUGUUAAGGCCACAGACACUGACGCUGCAGAAAAUGCACGCAUCACCUAUACUGUCCUCAAUGACAACAACCACGGUAUCCCUGUAGCCAGCUAUGUCAGCAUCAAACCCGAUACAGGCAAGGCUUAUGCCCUGCGAGCCUUUGACUUUGAGAAGCUGAGAGAAUUUCAUUUCCAGGUGAAAGCCCAGGACAACGGAAUGCCUCCCCUCAACCGUGUAGCCACGGUGUAUGUUUACGUUAUGGACCAGAAUGACCAUAAGCCCAAGAUAGUCUACCCACCGGCCAAUGGGAGCCGCACAACAGAGACGCUGAUUAAAAAUGCUGAAGCAGGAGCGUUGGUUAGCAAGGUGACAGCGUGGGAUGGUGAUGCAGGGCAGAAUGCUUGGCUGCUCUAUUCCCUGGAGCAGACCAACACAGACAUUGACCUUUUCAAGGUGCAUGAGCACACAGGUGAAAUCCGCACCACAAGGCGUGUCAUCGAGGACAACUCCACUUCCUUCAUCCUGAAAGUGUCGGUGCAUGAUAACGGCCUGCCGCCACUCUCCUCCACCGCUACCAUCCAUGUGUACGUGAUGGAGCUGCCUCCAAAGUUGGCCCCUGACCCCAAACGCAUCAUCAGGCCCAACAGCCCCUUAAUGUUUUCCAAUGUCACACUCUACCUCAUCAUUGCCCUGAGUGCCACAACUUUCGUGUUCCUGGUCACCAUCUUUGUCCUAGCCAUCGUGCGGUGUCAUGCCUACUGUACCCAGCCUGGCUCCUGCUCCCCAUGUUGCAUUUCCAAGAAGAGUGUUCCAGAGGGGAGCACCUCAGCUGGUGGUGUUGCAAGUGGAGGAAGAACUGCGGGUGGAGCAGAUGGUGGGCAGCAAAACAUCAAUGCGGCCCAGCGACGUGACCUCAAAGGGGAACCGCAUUACAUUGAAGUGCGGGGAAAUGGGUCUUUGACCAAAACAUACUGUUACAAGACAUGCCUGACUGCCACAUCAGGAAGUGACACUUUUAUGUUCUACAACACGGGACGGCCUCAUAGUGGCACCUGGGGCUCAGGCUACGUCACCAGCCACAGUGGACAAAGCCAGAUAUGUGUACGGCGUCUCAGUAUGCCAGACGCAGCUGCCAUUCAGCCCAAGGCGCCAAAUGCAGACUGGAGAUAUUCAGCCUCCCUGAGAGCAGGAGGUGUAAUGCAGAGCUCAGUGCACAUGGAGGAGUCCUCGGUAAUGCAAGGAGCCCAGGGGGUCCUGGUUCAGAACUGGCCCACUGCUUCCAGUGCCGCUGCUCGUUAUGUAACGCUGCAUCGCGCUUCUGCCCAACUGGACGAUGGUUUGGCGAGACAAGAUGCUGAAGGCGGAGAGGUGUCCCCCCCAAUGGGCGCUGGUGUAGACAGCAACAGUUGGCACUUUCGCUAUGGCCCCGGCGGUCCCGGUGCACCGCCACAACACCUGAAGCCUGGCGAGGUUCCCCCAGAGGCCUUUAUCAUUCCUGGCUCCCCCGCCAUAAUAUCCAUCAGACAGAACCAGGGCGGAGAGGACGACAAGAGCGACUUCAUCACCUUUGGGAAGAAGGAGGAGGCCAAGAAGAAGAAGAAGAAGAAGAAGGAGAAGAAAGACAAGAAGGAUAAGGGGAAGGAUGAUGAUGAGUAGAGGAGCAGAAAGAGAGAACCGCAAAGAAGAAAAGGGCGUUGUUAAAACAGAGGUACCAACCAAAGUCCAUUGGGCAAAAAGAAAAUGUGAAAACUACCAUAGAUUUCCCAGUUUCACUAUAUUACCUAUUUUCACUAAUAACAAUAUCAAGUUCUCUGUUCUGAACCUGGCCUUAUGCACGAUUUAUUUUACCUUCAGUCCCAUUCUGGAGUAAAUUAUUGAUCUUGCCUUGAUAACCAAUAAAAUGAUUGAUUUAGCUCCGAGCCCCUAUGUGCCUAUACACCUGGAGUCAACUCAUGUCAGUCAUCCUUUCCUGUAAGGAAGGACCAAUCUUUGCCCCUCUCUACAAUUUUUCUCCUCUAACCCAUGGAAACGUUGGCACCUCUGUCUUACCCCCUCCCCAACAAUGAUGUGUAAACCAUUCUCUCAGAGAGGAGACAAAUACUUUGUACAAGAACAACAAAAAGCUCUGUGCCAGCCAAGGAAAAGAAGAACGACGUAGAAAAAUGCGGAGCUGGACACACACCACUUGUAAAUAGCACAGACGAGAGUCACUGAAACUAAGGCUAACACUACACUGCUGCAGAUUCCUCUGGUAAUACCAACAGUGUUUCCUAAGAUCUCAAUGAAACCACAUGAACACACACGCAUGAUCACACAUUCAAACAUGCAAACACGAGAAAACACCCUGACCGUGGCAAGGUGGACACAUAAAGCACUUGAGAGAAGGAGAAAAAAUAAAAAAGAGCGAAAAACAACUGGCAUGAAAGAAAUGUGCUUUGAACAAGACACUGCAAGCUUUUUGCCCUGCACAUUUGCCUCUGCGGUGCACAUGUGUACAUCAACUCUCUCAGGAUGGAAGCGCCAUCCUUUGAAAUCACUCUCUAUUUGCUCACUGCAUUUGAAGGACACAGAGAGCUUCAUCUUCUGCCAGAACCCCAACUGAGGAAUGCAGAGAGCCCUGCAAAGAUGGAGGGAUGGGAAGUUACCUCACAUUCUCCUGAGGACCACAGAGGGAAGAGUCCAGCUGCGCUGGCUUGUGACUCCGCUUGCAGCCAGUGGACUCUGAUGAAAAUAAGUACAGAAUAUGAGGAGAGUCUCGAGAUUUUGAUAACACCUUCUCUUAUCCCCCUGCUGCAGCAAAAGCCUAAAGCUUUCUGCUUUGAAUGUUUGGUAGCAACCAGUCCUUACCUGAUACCUUUACAACUGCUCACCUGCUCGAACUUGCCCAAAGUUGCCACGAGCCAACUUCUCCUCCCCCAGCAGCCUUUUCUACCCUCACGGUCACCCAUCCCACCAAUUGCCUCUUCAUCUGAUGAUGAAGUCUUCUGCUUUCAUUUGGUCUUGAAAGAGAUUCAUGAUGACAUGCACUGUUUUAUUUCUCCCACAGUUUCAAAUGCUUUUUACUUCUCAUGCCUCCCCACAUUUACCCUCAGACACUUCCCCGAACCCCCGCUCUGACCCCCCCUGCUCAGGAUAAAUCCUGGGAAUGGCCUGCGCUGAACAUUGUGGUGUGCUGGGAACAGCAUGGAGUAAUGUGGAUGAGGCCUGGGGAAGCCCAGUCGGGGGUGGACGCCCUGAACUCUUGUCAGAUGUCUCUCUAAGUGCAAAACGGUUCAGUGCUUUUAACUUGUGAAUAUGCUGUUCAUUUUCCUGUUCUUAGCCACUGAUGAGAGGGGACCAUGUGGGAUGAAGCAGAUAAUAGGGAUGGAGGCAAAGUGAGGAGACAGGUGCCGUGGGCUGGCCCUCCCUCUCCAGGUACAAGAGAAGACAGUUUUUCUCCACAUUGAUUGUUUUGGAUCGUUGAGUCACAUAUUAGCUUUUUGGUACGCUGUAAAUGUAAGCGUAGACUUUAAUAGAUUGUCUCAUUAAUAAUUAAAACCUGCUAAAAUAUUUGGGCAUCUAGAGAUUCCCAUCCCACCUGCUAUAUCCCACCAAUCCUCUCUCAGGAGGUUUUGAAAAUGGGGCACUCGCAUGCCUCAAGACCGGCUUCUGUUGGUUCCCCUUCCCUGCCUGUAACUUGUUGCCACGUCCCCCAAAGUUUUGCGGCUCAGUAUGACGUCACUCCAUUAAGUGGCUGCUGCAUGUACUGCUCUAAGGAAACACAUACUAUAUAGAGAAAUAUAUAUAUAAAUAGAUAGAUGGCUAUGAUUUUAUUCUUUUGUAUUAUCAUUUUUCUUCAUUACUUGCACAGGAGAUAUUUGUAUGUACUACUGUCUCUUGCCAAACAUCUACGUUCUACAAUCUUCAUGCUCCACAGAUGUUGUAUGGCAUCCACUGAACCUCUUUAGAUAUUUGUACAUGCUAUAGUGUGAUACCUUUCAACGCAAGUCUUUUUUUUUUCUUUUACCAAAUAUGAUUUUUGCUUUUGAGAAAAAGCAAAGCAAGAAAAAAAGAAAAAAAAAUCACUCUGUGUCUGCCUUUGACAUGACGAUCUAACUAAAACUGUAAUAUUGUAACUGAAAUAUGUAUGAUCCUAUGAUGAGCUAUCACUUCCCUUUCACUCUUAAAAAAAGACAAAAAAUGAAAGAAAAAAAUUGUCCAGUGUAAAAAAGGUAUCUGUAGUAUAUUCUUGUGUUUAGUGAGCAUUCAUGCUGUCAUUCUUUCCCAAUGUAUGGUGGUGAACUAUGGUGGCACUGUGCUGUCCUAAAUGGAUCAGCCCAGUUCUGUGGUUGUAAAAAAAAAAACUUUUUUGUACACCCGCUCAUCAGUUGUAACAGUGAAGUAGUGAAUUUCAUUUAUUUUCUGACUUUUUUUAUUUUACCUAGAUGGAAACAGUGGUAAUGUGUUUUGUUUAUAAAUCACUAAUAAAGUUUUCUUUCUUAAAAAUAAA